AUGGAUUCGUUCUAUGUACCUACCUUAGGUAGGUCUAGACACCAAGGCUUACUAUCACAAGGGCAUGCCCUUUGCUUCUUUUUCCACUUUUGCGACGUACUUUGCAAGCCCACAAUCCAGCUCUCGGCAAAGCUAUAUCCGUAGAUCUUGUUAUUAUUCUCGGCUUUGGGCGUACUAUCUAUCUAUCAAGGUUGCACUCAUGACAGCCAGAUUAAACCAACCCAUCACAUCCAGAAACAAAUAACAUCCUACACCGAGGUACCUUCCUUACUCUACCUAACCUACCUAGGUACCUACCUUCACUUUAUCCUCCCAUUAUUUCAUAUCAGCUUGCUCGCCACACGAAAGAAAGAGAAACAAAAACAAACAAAACAAAAGCACACUACAUUUCCAACCGCACAAAUGCCACGUCUUUAAGGCAUACCUAUGUUCAAGCUCUUCUAGCUGCAGGUACUCUGUACCGUAAGAAAAAGAUUACAAAAAUUGUUACUGCAGGUGUCACCUUGGGCUGUGCUGCCCUUCCUCGAAGCAGGCGCCACAGAAAACUCCAAUGAGGGGAUAUGUCGGCAAUGCACCCCCCUUGGGUCCCUUCACAAAAUGAUCAUCAUUCGGCCAGCGACAACGAUCUAAUCUGCCAAGAUGAAAGCUUAGAAUUAUACACACCAACCGACCCUCAGCUGUGCACACCCUCUCCGGCAGCAGUGUUUUCAGGUGACUAUUCAACCCUGGCUUUACCAGAGGUGGACAUAUCUGCUUCCAAAAUCAACCCUGGACCGCCCGCCAUCCCACGUAGCAAUGAUACAAACCUCGAUCGACGCUUCGGCGCCGGGCGUAGUCCUCAGCCAAACCUCCAUCGUGUGCCGGGCAUAGGAUCCCGGAUUGCGACUUCGGGUUCUCCCGAUACGGCAUCUCGAGUGCGCAAGGAAUGCCGUCGACAGCAUACCCAUCCUGCAAUCACCAAGCUGUCUCGAUUUCCCCUGGUCCGGGUCCUGGCUGCGUCAGAAUGCGCAAACCAAGCAGCUGCCGAGAGUCUGACUGGAGGCUACGGUUUGGUCCAGCAACAAAUAGACUGGGAUGACUCGGAGCAUGAAAUGGUCUUGGACGAUGCUGCACCUGGAAGCAUGCCCUGGCGCUCCAGGUGGGAGGCACCGAAUUCGUGGUUCAUCUUCCCCUCUGAGCUUCGCAACCAGAUUUACGAACACUUAAUCCAACUGCCUACCUCACACGAGCUGUAUGCAGAGUAUUACACACAGAUACGGACAUAUCUUUCUCGCAAGUCGCAGCGCAGACGCGACGGCGGCUUCAUCAGCGAUGACAAAACGAACAAACAAGACGACGAGCCCUUCCCUACGUACAAGGCCAACCUGAGAACACCGAGCAUCCUCCUCGUGUCGCGCGCCAUCACGGAUGAGUGCCUGUCCAUCCUACAGACACGCAUCCUGACCGUCGACCGCAUCCCGCCCUGGGUCCCCGGCGCCGCUGACCCGAUGCGCGUGUCCAGUUUCAUCGGGCGCGCGACGCUUCAGAACCUGCGCCACGUCGACCUGCGCAUCGACCUCGGCCGCGGCCGCCACGGCAGCGCCUGGAUCUGGACAAAGCUGGCCGAGGACCUGCUCGACGUGCUCGCCGCCUCGAGCCGGCUGCUGUCCCUCCGUGUCGUCCUCAGGCUGUUCCAGACCCACAACCUUCGCCUCUGGGAGUUUGAGAGCGGCGAGCGCUACUGGUACAAACGACUACUCCACAAGCUCGAUUGGUUCAGGGCCAACCACUCGCAGGUCUGGUCGCCACCCGCCAUUAUGAUCGAGUACUGGGAGAUCAGGCGCGAUUGGGUUUAUCUGUUGGACCCUUCUGGUCGCAACCCUGUUGCGACGUUAGGCAGAGUGACCGAUCCAAAACUGGUUCCCGGCUCCAUCACAGACUUUCUGGCCCCCUGAUCCCGUAUUAGUGGUGGUGUUUGAGUGGUCGACUUUUCACAUUCGUCCCAAAUUAGAACGUUCCAGUAUCGUUUCUAUACGGCGGCAACACAUCGACAACGGCACAAUUUUUGGUCUUGUCGCACAAUCAAAUCUUGUCUAACAUUGGCCGUGAACGGGACUAUAGGGACAGUCCUGACAUGGAUCUUGCCAGCACUCCGGGGUUAUGCGCAUAAGUAGUAUUUCUUUUUUUUUUUUUUUUCUUUUCCCCUGUCCAUCUCAUUAUCUCGUAACGACAUAUCCUAGCGAAUAGCAUAAUAUAGGCGUUUGAUUCCAACUGAACAUUGUUCAGACCCCAAUCCCUGUAACAUUAUGUGCCUUGACAUCAGCUCUCAACCUAGGAAGAUUUCAUAGCUCCAAUAUAAAAAAAAAGUUACCUAAGAUUCCAU
This is a messenger RNA of Pyricularia grisea, 2362 nucleotides long. RefSeq lists its product as uncharacterized. Lineage: Eukaryota; Fungi; Ascomycota; Sordariomycetes; Magnaporthales; Pyriculariaceae. The record is from RefSeq and is a predicted model, not a curated record. The transcript is spliced from 2 exons. Bases 561 to 1934 code for a protein of 457 amino acids.